Seminavis robusta is the source of this 1437-nucleotide messenger RNA. The record is from the annotation of a GenBank genome assembly. NCBI's taxonomy places the organism in Eukaryota, Bacillariophyta, Bacillariophyceae, Naviculales, Naviculaceae.
AUGUGCGUGACCACACCUCUCUCAGAUUCGGCCACCAAGCAAUCCACGUCCUCUCGGCCUGAUGGAGUCCCUUCGUCCCCCAUCAAGAACAAUCCAGGUAAUCGUCUGGCUUCUCACUUGGCCCAUCCCAUUCCUGCAUCGCCUCCCUUCCAAAACAGAGUGGUGCAUAGGUCUGGUCAUCCCUCUCCUGCCACUCGUGGUCAGGUAUUGCCAACUUCUCUCACCUCCAGGCAUCUUGUCACUCCCACUAUCCGCCGCUCUAUCGCCUCCAUGAAGAUCGCCCGUGUCCCUCCAAGCAAAUCAAGUUCACAGAAGCCUCGUGUGGUGAAGAAAUCGCACAAGAACAAGAGUACCAAGGAUCCUUGGAACCCUGAUGUUCUUCCUCAACGCCGACUAGUGCCAAAGUCCAAGUCGGAAGGGUUCGAAGUAACGCGAGAGUCCGUUCUCAGAGAUUGCCUCCUGAUGAAAAAACCGGUCGCCGUGGCUUCUGCAGUUCCUGAAGCUCGUCUUGCAAAGGCGCCGAGAACCAAAGCUAAGAUGACACCUAUCCAGUUGGAACAAUUGAAACAGAGGGAGGCCCAAAAGCACAAGGAUCAGAUGGUCCUGGAGGAAUGCAAGCGAUUGCGCAGCGUCGCUGCACCGUAUGCUUCCGCACCUCCAAAGCCAUCGCCGUGCCCAACCGAAGCACCCACCAGACUCGUUCGAGGAGGGGGUGACGUUGUGAUGACCGAGGCAACAAGAAACGUCCCGAGUUUGCUCCCCAAGAAGACGCCGCCAGUCAACAUGUUGGCGUUGACAAUGUCGGAUCCUCUUGCACACGCGAAUCCAAAUCAAGCGCAGCAGAUCGCCUCGUGGAAAGAGCGUUUGGAAGCUUCUAUCCGACAGCUCGAAGAGACAAAGAUCCAGCAUCAGCAACUGGAAGUCUCUAUCCGAGAACUGGAAAAAGCCAAGAUUGAGCAUCAGCAGCUGGAAGCCUCUAUCCGCAUCCUUGAACAGGCAAAGCUUGAUCAUCAGCUUUCACGAAGAAACUCCGUCGUUGCUGCGCCCACCACGGCAACGGCAAUCUCUGUUGCCAACGCUGUACAGCCUGUUCUCCGAGUAAGCACCCCUCCUCCCAACAAUGCUGGGAUCCAAGCCGUCUUGGCUUCUCUGUUGCCUCGUCCUGUUGUUUCACCGCCAACACCACCAAGACCCACAGUUGUACUACAGGCCGCAGCGGCAUCGCCACCAGCAGUCUCGGACGAAGUUGCCAAAGCAUUCCUGACUAUCUUACUCCAACAAGCGCUCUCGCCGGCGCCUUCUGCGGCUCCAGCUGCGGCGGCCAGUGCAAUUCGUACGACCAAUGCUGGCCGUACCAUCCAGGCCGACGCCGACAAACAGGAAAAGGCAAGUACGCAAGCUCGGCUAAAGGCCGCUCUCUACUCUCGUGAUCGUUAA